Messenger RNA from Pygocentrus nattereri (red-bellied piranha), 2406 nucleotides. It is a transcript of the gene srm, whose product is annotated as spermidine synthase. Gene Ontology annotation, cellular component: cytosol. The transcript is spliced from 8 exons. Gene Ontology annotation, biological process: spermidine biosynthetic process. NCBI's taxonomy places the organism in Eukaryota, Metazoa, Chordata, Actinopteri, Characiformes, Serrasalmidae. Gene Ontology annotation, molecular function: spermidine synthase activity. The record is from RefSeq and is a predicted model, not a curated record. Bases 139 to 1008 code for a protein of 289 amino acids.
GCUAAGACCAGACUCCAGCGCCCAACGUGUCAGUGUGCGAGAUCCUCCACAACUCCGAGCACUUUAGCUCCGAGUUUUCUUUCAAGAAGCGCUCAAGAGACGCGGCCGUGAUUCCCUUUUCUCCCCCGUUCAUUCACAAUGGACAAUAUUAAAGACGGCUGGUUCACCGAGACGUGCACGUUAUGGCCUGGCCAAGCAAUGAGUCUUCAGGUGGAGGAGGUUCUGUACCAUAAAAAAUCCAAAUUUCAGGAUGUUAUGGUGUUUAAGAGUAAGACUUAUGGGAACGUCCUGGUGUUGGAUGGAGUAAUCCAGUGUACGGAACGAGAUGAGUUUUCAUACCAAGAAAUGAUUGCCAAUCUACCACUGUGCUGCCACCCCUGCCCCAAGAAGGUUCUGAUUAUUGGAGGAGGAGAUGGCGGGGUACUGAGGGAGGUUGUGAAGCAUCCGAUGGUCGAGUCUGUAGUUCAGUGUGAGAUUGAUGAGGAUGUCAUUAAUGUGUCAAAGAAGUACCUCCCUGGAAUGGCAAAAGGUUUCUUCAGCCCAAAGCUGACUCUGAAUGUCGGAGAUGGCUUUGAGUUCAUGAAACAGAAUCAGGAUGCAUUUGAUGUCAUCAUAACAGACUCCUCAGACCCCGUUGGUCCAGCAGAAAGCUUAUUCAAAGAGUCCUACUAUCAACUUAUGAAAACAGCUCUUCGUGAGGGUGGAAUUCUUUGUUGUCAAGGAGAGUGCCAGUGGCUGCAUCUAGAGCUGAUCAAAGAAAUGCGCACCUUCUGUAAGACCCUCUUCCCUGUCGUUGACUACGCUUAUUGCACCAUACCCACCUACCCAAGUGGUCAGAUAGGCUUCAUGCUCUGCAGCAAAAACUCACAAACAAAUUUCCGUGAACCAGUACGAGAAUUAUCAAGGGACGAUAUUGAGAGCAUGCACCUAAAAUAUUACAACCCUGAAAUCCACCGAGCUGCAUUCAUCCUACCAGAAUUUGCCAGAAAGGUACUAAGUGAAGCAUAACUGGCUUCUUGGCUGCCAUCUUGUCUUACGCUGCCUUCUGUGGAAACAGGACAAACCCAUCAGCACAGUUGCAGUGCACGUCUCCUGGCUCUCUCCCCAGCCUGCCUGCUGCUCUGCUUCAACGUGAAAGGGAACAUCUGGGGGGGAUUUCAGACAGUCCUCAUUCCCUCCAGGGUUUCCCUAAAGACUUAUUUGGGUUUUUAUUUAUUUGCUUUGAUCGGUUUUUCCUGUACAUCACUCACAAUCAAUGUUCAGCUUCAUAGUCGAUCAUGUUACUGGUGGACCUCCUAGUUUCUGUGUCAUAAAUGUCCAGUAUGAAUAUGCUCUGGAAUAUGUCUGGCUUAAAAAGGUUUUUGGUUUAGAUCAGUGCAAAAUUAGUCUUAUGUUGUCUCAGGAGGAUGGCGUUACAUUUCGCCGCUGCUCUGUUUGCUGUUAACAAGGAAGUCAAAUAACCAUCUAUUAAAAUCGCAGUUUAAUGGAAGAAGCAGCAUUUGAAUUUGGCAGCUGUGCGUUCUAGGGAUUAUUUCACUGUUUUCUGUCGUUCUCUGUUAAUCUGUGAAAAGACACUCAGGUCAAGAGCAAUCCUACAUUUAUUUACAACAUUAUGUACAUGAUGAUCUUAGAAACGGUGGAUCAUCGGCCAAUUAAUCAGUAGAUCAUUAACAAAUUUGAAAAUACUAACUGUAGUUGAAUAAAAGCCUAAUACAUAAUAACCAAGUUUAAAGUUAUUAAUGUGUUAAAUUAAUGAAGAAUAAUCUUCAGCUCUCCCUGUACGGAUGCUAUAACGGUUAUUGAGUGUUUUGUAAUAAAACAGUCUGUGGAUGAUUUGGAUCUUAGCCUGAAAUGGUUUAGAUCCUGUCCUGAAUAGGGAAUUUGCUGUGGUUUACUGGUUUGAUUUUUUUUUUUUUUUUUUUUUUUCUCUCUUCCUUCUUCUUCAUGAAUAGUUAUGUUACGACUGCCAUGUGAGGCUGACUUGCAUAUAAAUUAGGUAUUUUCUACUCUGCAUUAAGUGCUGUAUCGUGUGGUAUUAAUGGUGUACUCUUUGCAAAUGCGUGUUUGCAACUUGCUGGGAUGAGAUCAUGAUUUCAUGUAGAAUGUGAAAUGUCAGUUGGUUGGCCUGGAAAAGGUGUGAGAAAUCAAUAUAAUGCAGUGUGAAAUGUGCUUUUAAGUGCAAAACUGAGUCAAAAGAAGGGUCCCCUUCAAGGUAAAUCACUAUUUACUGUUUUUUUUUGUUUUUUUUUAAGCUGUUCUUUGGGAGCUUCUCCAAAGGCCAUUCUCAUGUUCCUGUCAAUGUUACUAGAGGCCAGGAUGUACCUAUUCUUUCAGCAUCUAGUGUUCAAAUCAAAUUAAUUUAGCAAAAUUCAUAUGUCCUUUUGAAAUAUUAAAACGUAUAUUAAA